AUGGCAGCGCUCCAGGCAACAGCGAGAGGAGACUCGAUGGGUUUCUGCUCUGUGUAACAGCCCAGGCUGAGUGUGGGUAAGAAGCUUCAGACUCCUUCCAGAUAUUUUGAAUUAUAGAAGAAGAAAUGAAUCUUGCAAAUGACGGUGCAACAUUCAGUGCCAUUUAUGACUGGGACUAUGUUAUGUGGGAAGUUCGUUUGACAUUACUAGCAGCUGGUUUUUUCAGCUACCUGGGAGUAUUUCUUCUCGCUCACUGGCUGUCCUUAUGGAUCAGUGCCAGUUAUCGCACUUUGUCAGCAAAGCAGAAGAUCUUCUGGAAUAUGGAUAUCACACGUGGCCUGUUUGCAGUUCAGAGUUGUGGAGCUGGCUUGUGGGCCUUGCUUAUAGAUCCAGUUUUUCAAGCUGACCAAGUGUAUGCACAGCAGAAGUGGAGCUGGUUUCAUUGCUUAAUAGCCGCUGGCUACUUCUUGCUUGAAAAUGUAGUUAUUCAUGUGUCUAACAUUGUUUUCAGGAUAUUUGAUGUGUUCGAGGUAGUUCAUCAUUUAUUUGCCUUUGGUGGGCUUCUUGGUCUGAUAAUUAACAUAAAGUCUGGACACUAUCUACCCCUGAUGGGACUGCUACUUGAGAUGAACAAUCCUUCAUACUGCAUAUCCUCUAUGCUUGCAAGGAUUGGCUGUGCUAAUACCCUUUUUGGGAAGGCAACCCAAUGGGUAAAUAUCCAUAUGCUUCACUGCCGCAUGGUCCUUAUUUAUCACAUGUGGUGGGUAUGUAUUUCCCAUUGGAAUGAUGUGGUGGAAAAUCUGGGACUUCCAUAUUUUAUUGUUUUUUUCAUGGGGUUAAGUACACUUACAUUAAUACUUAAUCCAUACUGGAUAUUCAAAUCGACUCAGCGGUUCUUUGGUCCAGUUGACAGGAAAUUUCUAAGUACAGCAGUGAAAAAUGCAUCCUGUGAAAAUUUAAAUAGUGAAACAUUCCAAAAGAAGAGGAUAUAGUUCUGCAACAGCUAUUAGGGUUGCAGUAAAAUAUGGCCAGGAGAAAAUGGUGCAGGUUUACUAGCAAGUCCAUGAAAAUAGAAUUGCUUACAAGAAGUCUAUGAAUAUAUUGAUCUGUUUGCAGUUUGCUAUCAGUGUACUAUAUUCAUUUAUCAAAAGUGUUUUAAAAUUGUUGUUGUCUUUAAAAUAUACACACACUCUUUGACUCAGUCAGGAUUGGUGCCAGUAAUUUUAGUCUGGGAGCCUAAUGCCAGACUGGCGUACGAUAUUGAACCUAUUGGUUGGCAAAUAUGGGCCCAUGCAAAAGUAAAUAUCACAUGCAUAAAGUUCCAGCAUGGAAUACAGCUCGACCUGGUUAUAGUGACCUUACAGCAAGGACAUCACACAGAGAGCCAGAGUGAAUGAUUGAUGAGUGAGUAAAUGUGGGGUGAUCUUCGUUCGGUACCAACCCUCAGCCCAUUCUAAAACACUAAUUAGGUAAAAAUUAGUAACCACAUGCCCACUGGGCAUGCUUUUAAGACAUGUGACUCCUUUGAGGAAAAAGAGUAUAAGAAUCAAGCAAAGUAAAUUACUGUGUUUGGGAUUCCUUAAUUGACGCUUGAAGAAGCAACGCUGCUGGACAGAGUAGCCAAAACUCUGCUCCGUGGGCUCGAAUAGGACUGUGAACCAGAGGGGUCUCAAGGCAGCCAAGGCCUUGCCUUGAGGGAAUCCAAGACGGACCAGAGGGCUGAGAAGAACAGACCUGGAGAGAAGAAGCCGUCUAUAAAAUUGGUAACCACCUUCUCUGUUUGCCAAGCAGGAACUGCAUGAGGCUAGCGCAGGGCCUGUUUGUGUAUAUUUGUGAAAGAGAAACUCGUUAAGAGGAAUGUAUAGCUCUUAAUGUAUAGCUCUUAAUGUCUCACAUAGUAGUUGCGUGCUUAAUAUAACCCUUUACCAUUUCUGUAAUUCCUUCUCAAUAAACUGCUGUGUAUUGC
Emys orbicularis (European pond turtle) is the source of this 1966-nucleotide messenger RNA. Its product is annotated as protein CLN8-like. The record is from RefSeq and is a predicted model, not a curated record. Gene Ontology annotation, cellular component: membrane; endoplasmic reticulum. NCBI's taxonomy places the organism in Eukaryota, Metazoa, Chordata, Testudines, Emydidae. Gene Ontology annotation, molecular function: ceramide binding. Gene Ontology annotation, biological process: phospholipid metabolic process; nervous system development; lipid homeostasis. The transcript has 3 exons. The coding region runs from base 126 to 992 and encodes 288 amino acids.